GUGCUUCCAACGCGCCGUGAACAUGCCCCUCCUCCACCUAUACCCGCCAAAGAAGUUACCAAGAUAGCACUCCGCCUUAAGCACCAACUUGAACAAGUUAUACCCUGCGAGAUGGAGGAGGAACAGAUCACAAAACCUCACAGUCCAAUUCUUACAGACGCCGUCAUCGAAACCGCGAAGCAGGCCGGUGGUGAAGAGCAUAAGGCCUGUACCGUGUACUGCUUGCUUGUAGUCAUGAAGUGGUUCAAAAGACAAGCUAUUACCGAGCUCUGGGAUGCGGAACUGCAUAAUGUGCGCGCCGUGGCCGCUGAGAUACUCGCGAAACGCAUAAUCGAAGCAGAAGAGGACAUCGACUACUUACUGGGGGAGGUCCUGCUCAAGCGGUACUCAAUCCUCGUCAACGGGGAGGCUACGGUGCCGACCAAUGUGAUUGAGCUUUCCGUUGACCUGCAUGCUCUCACCGUUAUCGGGUCCUCCGGCUACCAAAAAUGCAUCUCGUACCUCUGGCGUGGCUGGCUUGUACAGGAUGACGACGACCCCUCACGCUUUGUCGACUACGAGAACAAGACCAAUACCAACUACUGGGCGCACUUGGAUCCUGAUCGUAUGCGCGUACCGCUGUACCAGAACGCAGUGCAAAUUGCCAUGUCUGUCAUUUACCUUGCCCUGUUCACAGGCGCGAUAAACACCAUCAACCCAUCUGGCGACCUUGACGUUGUUGAAGGCCUACUUUACAUCUUCACCUUCGGGUUUGUCUGCGACGAGAUUGCCAAAUUCUGGAAGGUUGGUCGCUUCUAUCUCGGUUUCUGGAAUGUUUUCAACUCAACUCUUUACGCCUUACUUACAAUAUCCUUCGUGUUACGCCUGGUCGCCCUAGUCCAUCCGGCACAGUCUGGACAACGCGCGCAUUUCAACGAACUUAGCUACCACUUUCUUGCCUUCACUGCCCCAAUGUUCUGGAUGCGCCUGCUCCUGUAUCUGGACACAUUCCGAUUCUUCGGUGCCAUGUUCGUCGUCCUGAAGGUUAUGAUGAGAGAAUCGUUCAUAUUCUUUGCGCUCCUCUUCGUCGUCCUCAUUGGCUUUUUGCAGGCCUUUGUAGGCUUGGAUCUUUCGGACUCGAGUCUCGAAUCAUCUGGAUUCGUUGUUCAAGCAAUGUUGAACGCUGUCAUGCAGAGUCCCGAUUUCGGUGGCUUUGACAACUUUGCCCCGCCAUUCGGCAUAGUACUCUACUAUAUUUUCACCUUUGUGGUCAUGGUCAUACUUCUCAAUAUACUCAUCGCCCUGUACAACUCCGCCUACGAAGACAUCACGGAGAACGCCAUCGACGAAUACAUGGCCCUGUUCUCGCAAAGAACUAUGCAAUUCGUUCGCGCUCCAGAUGAGAAUGUCUUCAUUGCGCCUCUCAACCUUAUUGAGCUCUUCUUCUUGGUCUUACCAUUCGAAUGGUGGCUCCCCAAGGCCAAAUACGAACGCCUCAACGACAUCGUCAUGGGCAUCAUUUAUUCUCCACUCCUGGUCAUCACAGCCUUCCUGGAGACCCGCCAAGCGCACAAAGUCUCGUAUAAUCGGCGCAGAGGAGAAGAUGACGACGAUGUCGUGGAGGAGUGGGAGCAGGUGCUUCAUGAGUGCGACUUCGAGGCCGACGGUUGGAAUAAGAAGGUACAGGCGACGAAGCCGAAUGUACAGUUCGAUACGGCAGUGUUGGAGAUCAGAAAAUUGCAAGAGGAAGUUAAUUUGCUGAAGGAGGCGCUGAUCGAGCUCAAAGAUAAGGCGAGUUGGGGCAGUGAUACUUUGAAAGAGAGCAAGAUGGAUGACAAGCUAGGUGCGAGUAGUGAGAGCGUGCAGCGCGAUGAGUAA
This is a messenger RNA of Westerdykella ornata, 1857 nucleotides long. RefSeq lists its product as uncharacterized. The transcript has 2 exons. The record is from RefSeq and is a predicted model, not a curated record. The annotation marks the transcript as partial. Lineage: Eukaryota; Fungi; Ascomycota; Dothideomycetes; Pleosporales; Sporormiaceae.